UAGAACUUCAUCAAAAUCAAUUUCGGAAUGAAUUCUUUUACUAUUUUCAAAAACUUAUUCAGUAUUACAAUUAUAAUAAGUGUUGUGCGUGUCAAUAGUGGUACUUCACAUGAAAAAGCAGUUAUGUUAGGAAAACAUUUUGCCGCCGUUGAGAAGUUCAAGUGCAAGGACCCACAGCCUAGAGCAAUUGCUAUUUCGGAACUUUUAAACGAGAGCAUAAUUAACGAAGCAACUUGGGGAAUUACGCCAGAUAUUACAGUCCUUCAUAGAUGUGGAGCAGCAGGAUGUUGUCACAAAAACAAGACAUGUCAAGCACGUAGGACUGAAACCGUCACAUUAAUUUUUCUUAUUAAAAGAAGUGGAAGACAUAAAGAAUAUAUCGAUGUUAGGGCUCAAAAUCAUACCGAGUGUGAAUGUCAACAACUUGUAAACAGUCCAAAAUAAGUUUUAUUGUCUUUGUAUUUUAUUUUGUAAUCGUAUCAAGCUAAAUCUGUGAUAAUAACUACUACUAUAAUAAGUGUGAAGAACUUUGUUAAUUUAUUGAUUUUUUAUACAUACUCGUAUUUCUAUUUAUUUGUCAAUAAAGUGCAAG
Messenger RNA from Tribolium madens (black flour beetle), 592 nucleotides. RefSeq lists its product as uncharacterized. Gene Ontology annotation, molecular function: growth factor activity. The record is from RefSeq and is a predicted model, not a curated record. Gene Ontology annotation, biological process: hemocyte migration. The coding region runs from base 28 to 444 and encodes 138 amino acids. Gene Ontology annotation, cellular component: membrane. NCBI's taxonomy places the organism in Eukaryota, Metazoa, Arthropoda, Insecta, Coleoptera, Tenebrionidae. The transcript has 2 exons.